Molecule: messenger RNA, 1726 nt
Organism: Solea solea (common sole)
Lineage: Eukaryota; Metazoa; Chordata; Actinopteri; Pleuronectiformes; Soleidae
Product: T-cell immunoglobulin and mucin domain-containing protein 4-like
Exons: 6
Coding region: 252-1031 (259 amino acids)
Source: RefSeq, a predicted model, not a curated record
ACUGUAUAGAAAUGAUGUGUGUCAUCUUUAGUUUAUCAGAGCUCAUGAGACGGAUCCUUAUCUCAGUGCGCUCACAAAACAUCAGAGGACCUACAGACAUAAAUGUGCACAAAGCCUGCAGUCAUUUCCUUCCUGAUUUUGCGUGUGCAGUCGAAACUUAAGAACAUGAAACCGUCCUCGACGAGAGUGGGAAGAAAGAAGAAUUCAUUUCUUCCUUAGUUCGGGAGAUCGUUAUACAAUAGCAUCGACACAUGAUGCGUGGUCUUUGUUUCUUUCUCUUGCCUAUUCUUACCCAAGUGUCCCCAGAAUCCUUGGAUGAUGUUAUUGGCCUCACUGGGCACAACGUCACACUGCCCUGUAGGUAUGACUCCCGCACUCAUGGCGUUGUAAGUUUCUGCUGGGGACGAGGGAAGCUGCCCAGGUUCAAAUGCGCCGACACUGUCCUCACCUCCGAGGACGGGGCCAUACGGUCCAGACGGUCGUCCAGGUACCAGCUGCAGGGCAGUUUGACAGAUGGAGACGUAUCCCUGACCAUCCUCAACGCUCAGUGGAGCGACGGUGGAGUGUAUGGCUGCAGGGUCCAUAUCCCAGGGUGGUUCAAUGACUACAAAUUCAACACACUCCUGGUCAUGGUGGAAGCUUCUGUGGAACAACCUGUUACCCAGGACUGGACACCUGUUACCCAGGACUGGACACCUGUUACCCAGGACUGGACACCUGUUACCCAGGACUGGACACCUGUUACCCAGGACUGGACACCUACCACUGCUGUGAGACAUGACGAGCAAUCAGAAAUGGAGACAACAUCUGCUCCUGUGAAUGUUGGUGAUGCAACAGCGGCCGUUGUUGGACACACUCAGGAGAAAUUCAAAGCCUCCCUGGAAGUGGGGAACGUUGCCAGGAUGGGAGCUAUUUUCUUCUCAACCAUCAUCAUAAUCCUCGCCUUUAUUUUUCGGAGAAGUUUUCACCCGGUGGCCAAACUUCAACGUCUCAACACUUCAGCUGCGGAAAACAUUUAUGAAAGUAUCUAAGCUGUGUAUGAGUGAUGUUCAGUGUUACACAAAUUAAGGGGGUUUAACAGGUGAUUGUCGGGUAGCGUCUAGUCCCCACGUGCCCCCACUUUCAUCUCCUCAGUGCCACAGAGAAACCUUUUGAACCGUUCUCUGUGAAUAACUUAGAUGAUGUUUGUGUAAUGCCAAGGCGAAGUGGAUCGCAGUCGCAUUGUUCUCUCGGGUUGCACUAAAGACUGAGUGUAUAUAUACCCCGCAAAUCAAUGAAUUAGCUUCUCUUUUGUGUCUGUCUAUGCUUCACAGAGAAGGAAAAACAUUGCCACCUUCUGGGCUUAGACUUGCAGAAUAUUAAAGGAGAUGUUUCUUUGGGGGAAAGUCAAUUAUGUGACAGAGAAAAUACCCAUCAAUAGUUCAAUGUUGAUUGGGUAAAUAUGUGGUAAUCAGAGUAUGGAAGGAAACUGUGUAGCUUAUCUCAUUCAUGUGAUGAAAAGAUGAAAAAACUGCUUAUGCUGCCAGGUUUAUAAUGAUGUAAUGAAGCUGGUUUGUUUAUAAACAGAACCACUUCUCUGGGUUUCUGAAUUUUUGUGUGUGUGUGUGUGUGUGUAUUAUUUUCUAUGAAUGUUUGUAGCAAUGGAAACUUAAGAAGUCAUGGCGAUGACAUCUUUUCUCAAACAAUAACAUUAAAAUCCAAAGAACGUCAACCGAUUGAUACCUAA